Vigna umbellata (rice bean) is the source of this 597-nucleotide messenger RNA. The record is from RefSeq and is a predicted model, not a curated record. Lineage: Eukaryota; Viridiplantae; Streptophyta; Magnoliopsida; Fabales; Fabaceae.
GAAAGGCCGAAAAUGACCAUGUCUAUCUUCAUGCAGAUACUGGCCCUUGGAUUUCUUGAGCCAGUGAUUGACCAAGGCUUCACUUGUUUGGGGAUGCAAUACACUUCUGCUACGUUUGCAUCUGCUAUUAUGAACGCUGUACCUUCUGUAACCUUUCUUAUAGCAGUAAUUCUCAGAUUAGAAAGUGUAAAGUUGAAGGAGGUACGCAGUCAAGCGAAGGUAAUAGGAACCUUGGUAACCUUUGGUGGGGCUCUGUUGAUGACACUUUACAAAGGGCCCAAAAUCAAUCUUAUAAAUAAUCCAAACAGCUUCCAGAAAGAUGAAAGGCAGUCCCUUGAAGAUGACAAACACUGGUUCACAGGGACCCUAUUUUUAUGUCUUGGUUGUUUGGCUUGGUCUUCCUUUUACAUAUUGCAGUCCAUAACAGUAAAAAGGUACCCUGCGGAACUAUCGCUGUCGUCGUUGAUAUGCUUGGCCGGUGCAUUGCAAAGUGCUGUGGUUGCUCUGAUUGCAGAUCACAACCCUCGUUCUUGGGCUAUUGCUUUCGACUACACACUCUAUGGCCCUCUUUAUGCUAACUUAUCUCAUGAUCAAUAA